UCUUGACUGCAGUUCGAAUCCGUCCAUCCCGGUUUCCCCCUCUCGCGAUUUCCCGCAAUCUCUGUCAUCACGAGGAUCCAAGCACCGUCAAGAAAUUUCCCUGGUCCCCAGGAUGGCUGCUAUGAUGCUGUCCAAUUGUUCACGAGUUGCACCUCGUGCUUUGACACGUUUAACAGCUUUUCCAAGAAUUAAGCUUGCGAGGUCAUUGCAUCUUGAAGGGCGUGUUCUUAGGCUACAAGCAAGAUGUUCAACAAAAAAUUUAUCGUGCUUGUUGUCCAUAGAAAAUCCUGUACAUUGUUGGGUUCUUCAUCCAAGAAAUAUUCAUUCAACACAAAUAUUAUGUGAGAUUAAAGACGUCAUGGUGCCACCAUUUGCAGAAAGUGUAAGUGAAGGAGAUGUCAGGUGGGAAAAAAAAGUUGGAGACCAAGUUAAGGAGGAUGAUGUUUUGUGUGAGAUCGAAACAGAUAAGACCUCGGUACCCGUACCAUCCCCUGGACCAGGAGUGAUAAAAGAAUUAUUUGUAAAAGACGGAGACACCGUGAAAGCUGGUCAAAAAUUGUGUUCUAUAGAUAUUGGAGCUACUGGUGGAGCUGCUCCUGCAGCAGCUGAAGCUCCAAAAGCUGCAGCACCACCUCCACCACCCAAACCUGCGGAAACACCUAAGCCAGCAGCAGUUACUCCACCACCACCGCCACCAACAGCAGCUGCUCCUCUACCUCCUCCACCGCCUGCCGCAAGACCUCCUCCUCCACAAACACCAGCUGCAUCCAUGCCAGUAGCUGCUAUCAAACAUGCUCAAUCUUUGGAAGGUGCAAAGGUCCAACUUCCUCCUGUUGAUUAUUCCCGGGAAAUUAUUGGAACCAGAACCGAACAAAGAGUUAAGAUGAACCGUAUGCGCCUUCGUAUCGCUGAACGUCUUAAGGAUGCUCAAAACACUAAUGCAAUGCUCACAACAUUUAAUGAAAUUGAUAUGAGUAAAAUAAUUGAAUUCCGUAAAGAUAAUCAGGAAGCUUUCACCAAGAAAUAUGGUCUCAAACUAGGAUUCAUGAGCCCAUUCAUAGCUGCAAGUGCUUAUGCACUCAAAGAUCAACCAGUGGUCAAUGCAGUUAUUGAUGGUACUGAUAUAGUCUAUCGUGAUUACGUUGACAUUAGUGUCGCUGUUGCAACACCUAAAGGUCUUGUGGUACCUGUACUUCGUAGUGUAGAAAAUAAGAACUUUGCAGAGAUUGAAAUUGCCAUGGCGGCUAUUAGUGAUAAAGCUAGAAAAGGAAAGAUCUCGGUUGAAGAUAUGGACGGUGGUACUUUUACUAUUAGUAAUGGUGGAGUAUUUGGAUCACUUAUGGGUACUCCAAUUAUAAAUCCACCACAAAGUGCUAUUUUGGGAAUGCAUGGUGUCUUUGACAGACCCAUUGCAGUUAAGGGCCAGGUGGUAAUACGCCCGAUGAUGUACGUGGCAUUGACUUAUGAUCAUAGACUUAUUGAUGGACGUGAAGCAGUCAUGUUCUUAAGAAAAAUCAAAGAAGCAGUGGAAGACCCACGAAUUAUUUUAGCUGGUCUUUAAGUUCAUUUAUCAUCACGUCACAUCGAGAACACUUCUCACCUUCUUGAAAGAAUAUGAAAAAUCAUUAAUUUGAAUCUCCGUUGGAAGAAAUUUUAUUAUAACAUGAAUCACAGUACAUAUCUUGUUGACCAAAACAGUCUAAAAGUUAAACUUCAACAGGAUAUAUUUAACUGUACAUUGUCAUAUAAUUUUUAAUUCUCAUAAGAUUUUAUUUCAUUUUCUGUUUCAUGUAAUCAUUCAAAUGUUCAUAUCCUUUGUUGAUUUUAUAAAAAUUUUUAAUGCCAUUUUACAAGUGGGCGAGUCGUGGUGACUCGGUGUAAAAAAAAAAAUAACUAGGAGUGAUUUGAUGGAUACCAAAUGUAAAUAAUGUAAGAAUAAUGAUUGUUGCGCGAUAAAACUACGCAAAUGUAAUGGAAGAUAACUAGAAAAAAUCUGAUGAUUAUUUUAAAGUUUUUUUUAGAACAAUUACACAUUGUUAGGCCGACGAAAAAAAUGGCAAGAGUAAAAUGUGUUCAAUUUUGACCAAUUUUUCGUGUAGUUUAACACCAUGUUAAAAUUUGGAUUACAUAAUUAAUAUUUAUUAUUAAAAAUACGAAACUUAAAUAAACUUCAAAUGAAAUAAAAACAAAA
Molecule: messenger RNA, 2191 nt
Organism: Chelonus insularis
Lineage: Eukaryota; Metazoa; Arthropoda; Insecta; Hymenoptera; Braconidae
Product: dihydrolipoyllysine-residue succinyltransferase component of 2-oxoglutarate dehydrogenase complex, mitochondrial-like
Exons: 7
Coding region: 113-1561 (482 amino acids)
Biological process (GO): tricarboxylic acid cycle
Cellular component (GO): mitochondrion; oxoglutarate dehydrogenase complex
Molecular function (GO): dihydrolipoyllysine-residue succinyltransferase activity
Source: RefSeq, a predicted model, not a curated record